UUCUCUUUCCUCCCACCCAAACACUUCUCUUUUUCUCUCUCUAAAACUCUCUCUCUACUAUUUUCUACCCAUUUUCUUUCUCUCCAAUGGAGAAUUCCACCGACAAGAGAAAGAGAGUUCAUGACGAGUCAUCUGAUUCUGAGACUCACUGUGUUGGUAACUCGGUUGAGGCUAAGAUUCGGAAGGUUGACUGUGAGUCUGAUGUUAAUAAUGGUAACUCGUCCGGGUCUGAGUCUGAGCUGACACGAGUCGACUCGUUUGAGUCGUGUCUUGACUCGGUUUUUGACUCGGAUGUUCAGCUUCAUCAAGAUGAUAUUUUUCAUAUACUUGAUGAUGCUGAAAAUGAUGCUGAGAAUGUUGCUGAGCAGACUGAGCGUGACUCGGUGGUGGGUCUUGACUCGGUUAUCAAAAGCUUUGAGGAAGAGAUUCUCACUCCGGGUUUUGAGCCGGUUCAGACCGAACCAGAACCGGUUCAGACCGUAUCCGAGCCGGUUCAGAUGGCUGGUUUGGGCGAGAUGCAGAAAGAUCUGGGCUACCUUUUUGAGGCCUCUGAUGAUGAGCUUGGGUUGCCUCCUACUGUGGUUUCAGGUGAUGAACCGGGUCGGACUGAACCGGAGAAGGUGGACCUGACCGGGUUUCUUGGUUUUGAAGAUGAUUUUACUGGCUAUGAUGGGUUUGGUUUUGGUGGUGGGUUGUUGCCGGAGUAUGACGGUGGGAACACCGGUGCCGGAGAUUUUGUGGCGGGGGAUGGGUUGUUUGAUUUUACUGAACCGGCGGCAGAUGUUUUGUGGCCGUCUGAGUCGUUACAAGCUAUGUAGGAUGUGGCGUUUGAGAUUUUGGGGUGGGAAAUGUAAAUCUGAGAAAUGUUGGGUUAAAUUUAGGAGGUGGAAAAAAGGAAGAUUAGAAAUGUAGGUGAUAGAUGUGAAAAGUUUUUAGGAUUAAGAUUUGUUAUGGUUCUUUUGUUUAAAUUUAAUUGAAAAAAAAAACUGGUCUCAGAUUAUGCU
Messenger RNA from Vicia villosa (hairy vetch), 1004 nucleotides. RefSeq lists its product as uncharacterized. The transcript has a single exon. Lineage: Eukaryota; Viridiplantae; Streptophyta; Magnoliopsida; Fabales; Fabaceae. The coding region runs from base 87 to 818 and encodes 243 amino acids. The record is from RefSeq and is a predicted model, not a curated record.